UCCGCCGCCCGCAGCCAGGAGCGGCUCUUCCGCGGACCCCGUUGCUCGGCGCUUGCCUCGCCCCUUCCUUCUCCUCCCCGCCCCUUCUCUCCCCUCCCCCCCGCUGCCAGCCGGAGCGGAGCCCGGGCGGCUCAUUGCGGAGUGAAGCUGCAGCCGCGAUGGCCACUACCGUGACCUGCACCCGCUUCACCGACGAGUAUCAGCUUUACGAGGAAAUUGGCAAGGGGGCUUUUUCCGUGGUGCGACGCUGUGUCAAACUCUGCACUGGACAUGAAUAUGCCGCCAAGAUUAUCAACACCAAGAAGCUCUCAGCAAGAGAUCACCAGAAGUUGGAGCGAGAAGCUCGCAUCUGCCGUCUCCUGAAGCAUUCCAACAUUGUUCGCCUCCAUGACAGCAUAUCCGAGGAAGGUUUCCACUACCUCGUCUUUGAUCUGGUCACGGGCGGCGAGCUCUUCGAAGACAUUGUUGCCAGAGAAUACUACAGUGAAGCUGAUGCAAGUCACUGUAUCCAUCAGAUAUUAGAAAGCGUAACUUACAUUCACCACUAUGCCAUUGUGCACAGGGAUUUGAAGCCGGAGAACCUGCUUCUGGCCAGCAAAUGCAAAGGAGCAGCGGUGAAAUUGGCAGAUUUUGGCUUGGCAAUUGAGGUGCAAGGAGACCAGCAGGCCUGGUUUGGCUUUGCAGGUACUCCUGGCUAUCUUUCUCCAGAGGUUCUACGCAAAGAAGCUUAUGGGAAACCUGUGGAUAUCUGGGCAUGCGGUGUUAUUCUUUACAUCUUACUCGUGGGGUAUCCUCCUUUUUGGGAUGAGGAUCAGCACAAGCUGUACCAACAGAUUAAGGCUGGUGCCUACGAUUUUCCUUCCCCUGAAUGGGACACAGUCACUCCUGAAGCAAAAAACCUCAUAAACCAGAUGUUAACCAUCAACCCUGCAAAGAGAAUCACAGCCCACGAAGCUCUGAAACAUCCAUGGGUCUGCCAACGUUCGACAGUGGCCUCAAUGAUGCACAGGCAGGAGACCGUAGAGUGUCUGAAAAAGUUCAAUGCAAGAAGGAAGCUCAAGGGUGCCAUUCUUACUACUAUGUUGGCAACAAGAAACUUUUCAGUGGGCAGACAGACCACCGCUCCUGCCACCAUGUCUGCAGCAGCAGCAGCCUCCGGUGCCACCAUUGGGUUGGUGGAGCAAGCAGCUAAAAGUUUACUGAAUAAGAAAGCGGACGGCGUGAAGCCUCAGACAAACAGCACCAAAGGCAGCGCCGGAGUUACCAGCCCAAAAGGGACCCUUCCUCCAGCCGCACUGGAACCUCAAACCACCGUUAUCCAUAACCCAGUGGACAGCAUUAAGGAAUCAUCCGACAGCACAAACACUACCAUAGAGGAUGAAGACACGAAAGUUAAAAGCACUGAUAAUGAGCUUGUAAAAAGUCUCGUGAAUUCAGGAUCUGCCCCUGAACUUCCUUCCAGCCUGCAGACAUCUGUCAUCUCAUCUGCUGCUGCUGCAAUCACGGCUGCUUCCUCCAAGCUCUCUGAUGUAUUAGGCCUGGUGAAAAAGGGAUCAGGUACAACCCCUGUGGCUGAAGACCCAACAAAUUCUUCACCCUGCAUAUUACCAGCUAUUGCAAGCUCUCUCCCUCCCCAGUCUGCCAAACUCUGUGAUGUGUUAGGCAUGGUGAAAAAGGGCUCUGCGCCCCCCGAAAGUGAAGAGCCAAAGACCUCCAGCCCCCUUUUUGGACCACCUUCUAUUGUCACCAAUCCUCUGUCUCCCUCGUCGCCAGCCUCCAAGUUGUCUGAUGUCCUAAGCAUGGUGAAAAGGGGUUCUGGAGCCCCAGAAGCUGAGGGGCCACAGCCUGCUGCCACCCAGUUUUUCCCAUUUCCACCCAUUGCUAGUCCUCUUCCUUCAGAUCCCCGCAAACAGGAAAUAAUCAAGAUAACGGAGCAGCUGAUAGAGGCUGUGAACAAUGGCGAUUUUGAGGCCUAUGCAAAAAUAUGUGAUCCAGGCCUAACUUCGUUUGAGCCUGAAGCGCUGGGCAAUCUCGUUGAAGGGAUGGACUUCCACAGAUUUUACUUUGAAAACUUGUUAUCUAAGAACAACAAGCCCAUUCACACAACCAUCCUGAACCCUCAUGUGCAUGUCAUUGGGGAAGAUGCUGCCUGCAUUGCCUACAUCCGCCUGACACAGUACAUCGAUGGGCAGGGCCGUCCCCGUACUUGCCAGUCCGAAGAGACCCGUGUCUGGCACCGCCGGGAUGGCAAAUGGCAAAAUGUCCACUUCCACUGCUCGGGAGCUCCAGUGGCUCCACUCCAGUGAAGAAUUCAUGCUGGCUGUUCUGAUUUCAUCCCGAAGGAAAUGGUGAUUUCAGCUGAGCCACUAGCCGGGAGCAGCAGUGACAAGCACGCGCCCGCAUGCUCGUGUCCCCCCCGUUCCCUCUCCUUCCCCUCUUUCAUUUCCAGUGCCUGUGUUUGCAAAGAGAGAGAGAGAGAGAGACAGAGAAACACAAAAGAAAAACAAAAAUCCAAGUAGACUCAAUUAUUUAAAAAAAAAAGAAGCAGCAGCAGCAGCAGCAAACCCAGCCAAAUCCAUCCAGCUGCCUGACUUGCAGCCCGACUGUAAUGCACUCACCAACCCUAUCAAUUCCAUUUUUCUUUUUUUCCUUUUGGUGUGCAGCUGUUCAGGUGACCAGAUUUUGCAGUGAAAAAUGUCUCAACUUCAAAAAAACAAAACAAAAAACAAAGAUCCCAUCUCCUCCCUGUAGCCAUCCCAGUGUUGAACAGUGUUUGUUUGUUUGUUUAGUGAAUACACAUCUAUACACACACACACACAUACACACUUAAUUUACCAGACCUUAGUUCAGCGGGCUUCAGAUGCAGUGGACAAAAUCUGUCCGUGCACUUUUUUGCAUCUGCUCCUUGGCCGUUUUGACAACACGUGUAAAAUACACAUUUGCCAUUUUACACAUGUAUUAAAACAAUUACUGCAUUUUGCAAUUUUUUUAGAUGUGAUGGACAUCCCUUCCCCCAUGAGUCUGUUAAAUCCAGGAUCUAUUGUAAAUAUAUAUAUAUACAUAUAACGCGCAUGUGUUUGUGUGCGUGCGUGCACACACACAUACACAAAGCCAAACCACAGAGCCCCCUUUUAUAGUAUUUGCCUUCUCUGCCAAAAGUACGGGCCUUUUUCCUCUGGUGAUUGUGUUCGCGCUUGGAAGUUUGUGAUCAGUGCUACCAUUUUGUUUUGAAGAAGACCCCUCCCCUCCAGGCCCCUUCAUUUCCUUUCUCCUCUAGCUGUAGUUGUGGAUUAUGAUGACGCUAAUUAUUCAGCCUCUUCAUUUGAUUUCUUUGUUUCCUUUGAAUAGAGGGAGUGGGGAUCCUAUUGGUGGCGGAGGGGUUUUGCUUUUUGGGCUCCUCCCAGGCUAACACCACUGCCAAUGAGUUUCUGGUAGGCUCAUGACUGCGUCCAUCCUGAUAGGUCUGUAGAUGACGUAUAGCAUUGCCUUGGAGUUACAUAUAGGCCUCGCUGCAGACUUUUGGAUACCUGCGUUCUCAUUAGCACUUAACAUUUUACUAGCAUCUCGAUCCUGAUCUCUCAACAAGGGCUACUAACACUGGAGUUGUACUUGUGCCCCUCCUGUAGUUUAUUAUUAGGAUGGGGAUUGCCCUUGCUUAGUGGGACUGGCUGGGAAGUUGUAAUGUCGCUUCAAAGAGCUAGCAAGAAAAAAGUCAACAGUGCUAAAUCUCAGCCUUAUCUAGUGCUGGGAAGCUAUCUGUCCAGCAGAACAAGGAAGAGAUGCUUUCUUAUACUCUGUAAAUGCUUAGCCCGCCUACCCCCUUUUCUCAUUCCUCUUUACCUUCCCUAGAGUAUGUUGACUUAAAAGGAAUAGGAAGUGACUAUUUUUGGGAGUGGGUGCCUGAAGUUCUUAGCCUAGAAGAAAGAGAGCUGGUCAACAUAAAGUUGCAUAGGCCAUUCAUUCAUCUCCAUUCUCUUUCUCUCUCUCUCUCUCUCUCUCUCUCUCCUCUGUGAAUUUACCUGCAAGGAGAGCUGAGUAACAGCAAACUUUGAGAAAAUUGCUCUUCAGGGAGCUCUAGAUUCAGGAACUGACUUAACGGGUGGCCCCAAGCAAGUGAAACCAAAGGGGGCAAUUCUCCCCAUGGACCAAGUUGUAACAAUGUAAUGGAAGGUGGCAUUGUGGGGUCUUUCAUUGGCCGAGGGUGGUGUGAAUGAUAUCAGAUGCUGUGGAGCAGUUGCUAGUGCCGGCUUCAGCUGUCCCAGGUCCCAGUGGAAGAUCUCAACAAAUGUCUUCUGCUCACUACAUCUUCAUGCCAGGAAACUCAUAUUGGCCAUAAGAAAUGUACAGUGUGGCAUUUGCCAGAAUGUAUUAAUAAGAAAACUCUGUUUUCUUCUAACGGGCUCUGCCCUCCCCAUUUUUAAAUAUUGACAAAGGAGAGACACCUUCCUCCUCCCCAGUGGCUUGCUCAGCACCCCAUCGCUUCAACUGGUUUCCUAGCAUGUGGUGGUUAAUUAAGUCCUUGUGACCACAGAGGCAAAUGAGUGAUUCCUCAUGGACCAUGACUAGAGGAAUAGAUUUGCAGGGCAUAAACCUCUAUUUCGACAAGUGGAAAUUCACAUUGUUGAUUCCUGCCGGGAAAGAUUUCAAGGCAAAGUUUAAUGAGGUGGUUGCUUUGAAGGGAGGGAUUUUUCUAGUAAUCUCUCUAGAGAGGGAGACAAGGGGAAAGUGGCUCAAGUUGAUUUCAGUGGGCUUUGCUUCUGAGAUGGUAUGUGGGUUGCGCACAGAGCAUCAGCUAAAUGGGAAAUCAAGUGGGUUAAUAUCAAGAACCCCAUAGUUAGAACUGGAUGAUGGUUUGGGGUCUUUUGAAAUCCUACUUUUCUUAGCCAUUUAAAGCUUGGAGGUUGUUUGACCAGUCCCAUGGACUUCUUGUUGACACUCCUUUUUCGUAGCUUGCGUCCAGUCAUCCUGUUGUUUAAUUAAAUGGUGAAUUCUAGGUGUGCGUGGCUCCAGGGAUGAUAGGAUGUCAUAGGGAGAAAAGCAGAUCCCAUGUUGCAAAUUUUUCCUUCAACCUUUGGAUAGUUAGAUGUAUCUGAAAUACUUUCCCCAAAAGAGUCUGAGAAGAAUUCUUCUUGUAUGCUUUAGAAGCUAAUAAAGUUUCUUCUUCGCUUAUCUCACUUGUGCCCUUCCGGGGGCUUUAUAUUAUCUCUCAAUGGUGGAUGUUCCCAUAUCUGUAAUAAAGGUGGAUUCCCCUGACUUAGGGGAGUUUAGUUAGCUUUCAUGUAUUCAAACAAUACUCAGAAAACGUGCACGCAGAAAAUACAGUUGUUUCUAACUUUUUUUUUUAUUCCCGAGAGAGAAUUUAUGGACUAAGCCAGAUCUUCAAAUUUUUAUAAAAUUACAUAACAAAUAUUAGUUUACUAUAUUAAAACAGGACUGGCAAACAAGGGCCAUAUGAGGUCUGUCAGGAAUGGAAAGAGUGUUAGCCACUAGACUACACUGCCUCCCUUUCCCUGUUCAUAUGAGAGCAAAAUAAAUGUUCCUAAGUCUCAAGGGUUUUCCUCUUACUAUAGGUUACAGUUUUUGCCUUCGGAGGAACUUCUGUCACCAAAACAAACGUGUUGAUUUCCUAGGACUGUUGAUUGCAGAACAAGAAUAUUGAAAACUUAGGUUGCACAGGGAUUCCACUCCAAGAGAUGUCGGCUAAAAAUAAAUGGAAAGGCAAUGCCGCUUUUGGAAUGAAAGGUUGAAGUGCUAUUUUGCAUAACACAAAAAAUUUACAAUUUAGGAGCUGAAAAUCCCCAAAGAGACUUUUUUAAAUUAGAUAAAAACCAUUUUUGCAGUGUCUCAAUCAAAAUGUAUCAUUGCCUGACUUCCCUGUUACUUUAUGAUUUGAUGCGAAUAGAAUUAAUUCUAUUCAAUCAAAUUCUAUUUGAUGCUAAUAGAAUUAAUUCAGCAUUUCAGUCUGAUGUAAAUGCAAAAUUUCAAUCCCAGUGUUAUUUUUAGAACUCACAUAGUCUGUAGUGAUAGAGAUGGGUGAAUGUAACCAAGUUCAAAUGCAUUUCUCUUUUUCUAAUCUAAAGUUCGUUGUGUCAUCUUUCCCUAUGUUAGCUCAUAAUUUUUCCCGUAGAAUUUUUGUGUAUGGUUUUUAAAUAUAUUUUCCCUUAGGUACAAAUGAGGAGUAAGUGAUGUUGGGCAGUUGAUUUAAAUUGAAAGUAACUGUUUUUCUAGGCACAAGUCAUACAAAGUUUUCUUAAGUAGAUUUAUUGAAAGGGACAAUAUAAAGUUACAAGGAUUUCAGCAAUUAAAUAUUUCCUAUAGGAGUUCAUUUAUCUCCUAAGACAUGCCAGAAAAUUUGGUAUCCUUUCUCCUAACACUCUGAUUCUCAGUAUUUGCAGUGCAACAAGCCAGUAAAACAUAUAAUAUAUUUAUGUGCCUUCUCAGUGAAUAAGGUAUCUCAUUGGGAUUAAGGUCAGGCAAGAAUAAACAAGUCAUUUUUCACAAUUAAAUUUUAACUUAAAUAAAACCACAGAACUAUACUAGGUUGUAAAAUAAAAUGAAUAGAAUUAUUGAAUGUCACUCAUAUAAUCAUUUUUAUAGACACAUCAGAGGUUGUGGCUAUAAUGCUACCUGCCAUACUGGCAGAGAUAACAGAGACCCAUGUUUCUAGGGAAGCUGAACUAAAUGGCCAAUAAAUAAAUAAAUGGCCAAAAUCAAGUAACAAUUAGCCAGAUGACCAAUAGUUUUACUUAUACUCUGCAGAAUUUAGAGUUUUGUUCAUUUCAGCUGUAUUAGGUGAAACGGAGACAAUACUUUGUUUUAAUCAAAAUAAAUUAUAAAUCAGGGGUGAAAUCCAGCAGGUUCUGACAGGUUCUGAAGAACCGGUAGCGGAAAUUUUGAGCAGUUUGGAGAACUGGCAAAUACCACCUCUGGCUGGUCCCAGAGUGGGGUGGGAAUGGGGAUUUUGCAAUCUCCUUCCCCUAGGAGUGGGGAGGGAAUGGGGAUUUUGCAGUAUCCUUCCCCUGCCAUGCCCACCAAGCCAUACCACGCCCCCAAGCCACGCCCACAGAACCGGUAGCAAAAAAAUUUAGAUUUCACCACUGUUAUAAAUCCUUUCUAUUGUUGACCCACUGAUGGAUUGUAAUGAUUAAAUUUAAAUCUUUGGUAAAAUAACUCUAUAUUGCAAAAAUUAUUUCAAAAAUAGCAUUCUGUGAUUUUUACAGUCAUUUAAAUAAUACAACAUUAUUUAAAUGUUUAAAUAAUGUUAUUUUAGUGUGUUAUAAAUUGUUGCAUUUUAGUGUGCAUUUCUUAAACUACAAACUUCCAUGCAAAAUUCAGAAACUUGUGUUGGUCUCAUGGAAGCACUCUUGCUUCUAAAACUUGUAAUAUGGUCACCAGAGGGCAGCAAAGUUGUAUUAAAACCUUGGGUAAUUUCCAUCAAAGUCAAAUAGAAUCUUUCUGAAUCUUAAAGACAUCAUCAACUACAAAUUCUAAAUUUCCCACCAAACACAUCCAAUAGCCUUCUGCCUGAGAAUCCUAUGAGUUGCAAUCUAAGGCAACUGGAAGACAACAGGUAAGGGAAGGCUGGCCCUGCUAUUCAGAUCAAUCGGGGAGAUCACUGAUGUAUCCUACCAGUUUAAAGAAUUGAGCUGUCAACCGUCCCACUGGCAUAUGCAGCAAAGGAAAUUCCUGGGACAUUAUUUUACCAAGGUAUAAAUUUACUGAUAGAUCCAUACAGGCACAGUAGAAAGCAA
This is a messenger RNA of Ahaetulla prasina, 7751 nucleotides long. It is a transcript of the gene CAMK2B, whose product is annotated as calcium/calmodulin dependent protein kinase II beta. Gene Ontology annotation, cellular component: neuron projection; cytoplasm. The transcript is spliced from 25 exons. NCBI's taxonomy places the organism in Eukaryota, Metazoa, Chordata, Lepidosauria, Squamata, Colubridae. Gene Ontology annotation, molecular function: calmodulin binding; ATP binding; calcium/calmodulin-dependent protein kinase activity. The coding region runs from base 159 to 2306 and encodes 715 amino acids. The record is from RefSeq and is a predicted model, not a curated record. Gene Ontology annotation, biological process: protein phosphorylation.